Molecule: messenger RNA, 906 nt
Organism: Linum trigynum
Lineage: Eukaryota; Viridiplantae; Streptophyta; Magnoliopsida; Malpighiales; Linaceae
Source: the annotation of a GenBank genome assembly
CGAAACAGUGAUAUUGGGAGGAUCAUUUCUAAUCCUGGAAGAACUAAGAAUGCUACUUUUGAAAGAUUUGCCUCGCAGGGUAGAGAUAUGCAGGUUGGAGCAUCUGAUCGUGAGCCUCAAGGAUGUUAUAAAUGUGACAUAAUGGGGCAUGUAAGAGCCGUCCUUGAUGAUCUGGAGCUUGCAAACGAGGGGGAGAUGGCUGAUGACAUUGCAUUGGAUGACAACCCUGAAGAGGAUCCCGAAGGAGAUGCAGCAAGGGAAAACUUGGAAGAUGCAGCAGAGGAGAACUUCGAAGAUGAUGCUGCACUUGUUCAAUUUGUUGUGGCUCUAGCAUACGCUGAAGAAGGCUUUCACAUUGCUGCUGCUGCAGUAAUGCCUGGAGGACUGGUUGGUGGACUAGUGGACUAUAGCUCAGAUGAUUUCGGUUCUUAUGAUGGAUGAUUUUCUUUGACUAAGGAGGAGUCAUUGUUUUAGGGGGAGUUAUUUGUGCUUUGUGGACCGCACUUAAAAUUUUUUAGGUGUUUUGCUGUGGAUGAUUGGUUGCAUUUUGGAUUGUUGGAUGUUUUUUUAAGACUUCAUUGGUUGGUUUGUUGUCUGAUUGCUAUGAACAGUAGUUUUGGUUGGUGUAUGGUUCCUUCUAUCGAAGAUUUUUAUCUGCAGGUUCAGUAUCAUUUGCAAGCUCUAAUCUAGGGGGAGAUUGUUGGGCGAGAUCAGAGCUGGCAAUUGACCAGUCAAGGAAGGAAGUUCAUUUUGGGAAACUCAAUCAAUUCUGCUACAACGAGUACUUCUUCCAACGACUAAUUGAAGGAGGCUAUAUAUUGUCAAUUCAAUUGGAGCUUCAGUGCAACUUUUACAGACAAGAAAGGUGGUACUAGGCUUGUUCUUAAGUAAAAGGGAAUUUCAUCU